CGGCUCGCGUGUUGACCCCCAUCAUCGAUCUAUGCGCGCCUGCGUUGCCCUGCUUCUCGCGUGCGCCAAGCCGUUCUUUGCCCUGGUUCUCGAGGCCCCAUGCUGUUCCGAGAAGGUGCACAUUCCAGCUGACUUUGGCGCACACCAUGCCCUCCAGGAGCACGAGCUACUUCUGGCGUCACCGCUUGACUUGUGCGCACCACUCGCUCGCGAGCUCAAUGCGACCGGCAAGGUCCUCCUCGCGCGGCGCGGCAAGUGCCGCUUCGUCACGAAAGCACUCCUUGCGCAACGCGCCAACGCGUCGGGUCUCAUCGUCAUGGACGAUGUCGACCGGGAACGGUGGGAAGUUCGGAUGCACAGUGACGAGCACGACGCGACGACGCCAGCGAUGACCAUUCCCGCGGUCUUUGUGUCGCACGCCACGGGCCGCGAACUCGCUGCGCAUGUUCGCGCUGGCUACGUCGCCGUGUCGCUCAACGGCACGGGCGAAGUCGACACGAUCACACAAUACCUCGAGCGCUAUGACCUCAGCGCCGAGCACGUCCGGCUCGUCCACGCGGCCCUCGACUUUGGCCAGGCCAUGCUGCCCUACAUGGGCUACGCCUACGCGAUAUCGUUCGCCUAUGUUCUCUUGAGUAGCCUCUACACGCUGCUUCUCAACUGGUCCGCGGCCGUCGCGCGGCGAAUGUUUUUACACGGCCCGUGGCGCCACUUGAACGUCGUCUCGUACAGCCAGCACUUGGACCUAAUGAUGCUGUCGGGCGAUGCGGCAUGCUGCGCGAUCUGCCUCGACGAGUUUGGUCCGUGCCAUCAAAUCAAGCCUCUUCCGUGCACGCACAUUUACCAUCGAAGCUGCAUCGACAAGUGGUUCGAGAAGGGCAGCAACGCGUGCCCGCUCUGCAAGCGACCCGCCUUUCCAUGA
This is a messenger RNA of Saprolegnia parasitica CBS 223.65, 922 nucleotides long. RefSeq lists its product as hypothetical. The transcript has 10 exons. The record is from RefSeq and is a predicted model, not a curated record. Lineage: Eukaryota; Oomycota; Saprolegniomycetes; Saprolegniales; Saprolegniaceae. Bases 32 to 922 code for a protein of 296 amino acids. Gene Ontology annotation, biological process: ubiquitin-dependent protein catabolic process. Gene Ontology annotation, molecular function: ubiquitin protein ligase activity.